Messenger RNA from Pyrus x bretschneideri (Chinese white pear), 1903 nucleotides. Its product is annotated as endoplasmic reticulum-Golgi intermediate compartment protein 3. Lineage: Eukaryota; Viridiplantae; Streptophyta; Magnoliopsida; Rosales; Rosaceae. The record is from RefSeq and is a predicted model, not a curated record. Gene Ontology annotation, cellular component: endoplasmic reticulum; COPII-coated ER to Golgi transport vesicle. Bases 415 to 1575 code for a protein of 386 amino acids. The transcript is spliced from 13 exons.
AAUACAAAAAAAGGCGGCUCUCGUUUCCCGGCAAGUGGCUUACCCAAACAAACAACUCCCACCAAAUAUUUUCUUAAAAAAGAAGAAUAAACAACAAAAACGAACAAAUAAAUAAAUAAAUAAUGAAAAAAAAAUAUUAAAAAGCAAAAACAAGAAGUUCCUGAAACCAAAAGAAAUCACCUUAGACGCCCCGUUCGUAAAAUCGCCCCCCUUUUUUUUCUUCCAAUAAAAAAUUCUGCGUUUCUGUCUCGAUUUUGCUUUCGAUUUGGAAGAACGGGGUGUUUAGGUUUGAAUUUCAAUAAAUAAUCUGCAGAUUUUGUAAUUUAAUUUUUUAUUUGACAUUUAGAUGAGAUAUUAUCAGAUCAAAUCUUAGAGAUUACCGAGCGAAGAAAAUCAAAGGCAGCAAAAAAAAAAAUGGAGAAUAUGAUGAGCAAGCUUCGGAAUUUGGAUGCUUACCCAAAAAUCAAUGAAGAUUUCUACAGUCGUACACUCUCCGGCGGUGUUAUCACUCUCGCUUCCUCCAUCGUCAUGCUCCUGCUCUUCCUCUCCGAGCUUCGGUUAUAUCUCCAUGCGGUAACGGAAUCAAAGCUUGUGGUAGAUACUUCUAGAGGCGAAACCUUACGAAUCAAUUUUGAUGUGACUUUUGCUGCCUUGCCUUGUUCUAUACUAAGUCUCGAUGCCAUGGACAUCAGUGGCGAGCAGCACCUAGAUGUAAAACAUGACAUUAUCAAAAAAAGAUUAGACUCCCAUGGAAAUGUGAUAGAAUCAAGGCCAGAUGUUAUUGGUGCACCCAAGAUUGAUAAGCCCUUACAGAGACAUGGUGGCAGGCUUGAGCACAAUGAGACGUACUGUGGUUCAUGUUAUGGUGCAGAAGCGGCUGACGAGGAUUGUUGUAAUUCAUGUGAAGAUGUCCGUGAAGCUUACCGAAAGAAAGGUUGGGCAAUAUCAAAUCCCGAUUUGAUUGACCAGUGCAAAAGAGAAGGCUUUCUGCAAAGAAUUAAAGAUGAAGAAGGGGAAGGGUGCAAUAUAUAUGGAUUUUUGGAAGUCAACAAGGUAGCUGGGAACUUCCAUUUUGCACCUGGGAAAAGCUUUCAACAAUCAAAUGUUCAUGUACAUGAUCUGUUGGCAUUUCAAAAGGAUAGUUUCAAUAUAAGUCACACGAUCAACAGAUUGUCUUUUGGAGAUUAUUUCCCUGGUGUUGUAAAUCCUCUUGAUGGUGUGCACUGGACUCAAGACAACCCAAGUGGGAUGUAUCAAUACUUUAUCAAGGUUGUACCUACUGUGUAUACAGACGUGAGUGGGCACACUAUACAGUCAAAUCAGUUCUCUGUGACUGAACAUUAUAGGGGUGCAGAAAUGGGCAACCUUCAGUUCCUUCCUGGAGUGUUUUUCUUCUAUGAUCUUUCUCCUAUAAAGGUAACUUUCACGGAGGAGCAUAUUUCAUUCCUGCACUUCCUGACAAAUGUUUGUGCCAUAGUCGGAGGUGUUUUUACAGUUUCGGGGAUACUAGAUUCAUUUAUAUACCAUGGCCAGAAGGCAAUCAAGAAGAAGAUGGAAAUUGGCAAGUUUAGUUGAGUGGUUCUAUUAGCAUAUGGUGCUGCUCCAUUUGUUUGGUCCGCCUGUCAACGACUUUGUGCGACAGAAUCGAUCUAGGAAAGAGGAAGCUUGUAGUGCACUCUCAUCACUGCUUGGGCAGAGGCAUCGUCGUUGAAUCGGAGACUUAAAAGAACUAGGUUGACAUUCCUUAAUUUAGACAUGCCAAAAUGCCCACAAUGUUAAAACAGCUUUGUAAUCGCUAAAUCGUGAUGUGAAUCUCUGUUUGAAAGCCGAAAGAAGGGCUUCUUCAUUUCCUCCGGGAUAUUCGAUUCUCAAUGGAGAUCCAGGCACUUUACUCCCUCCCGAA